Eucalyptus grandis is the source of this 1125-nucleotide messenger RNA. Its product is annotated as homeobox-leucine zipper protein ATHB-13. Gene Ontology annotation, cellular component: nucleus. The record is from RefSeq and is a predicted model, not a curated record. Gene Ontology annotation, biological process: positive regulation of DNA-templated transcription. The coding region runs from base 165 to 896 and encodes 243 amino acids. NCBI's taxonomy places the organism in Eukaryota, Viridiplantae, Streptophyta, Magnoliopsida, Myrtales, Myrtaceae. Gene Ontology annotation, molecular function: DNA-binding transcription factor activity, RNA polymerase II-specific; sequence-specific DNA binding. The transcript is spliced from 3 exons.
CUCUCUUUCUCUCUCUGCCUCUCUUUCUCUCUCCACGUUUGCCCAUAAUAUAAAACACCACGUAGAUUCUGUUCUUUCUCUUCUGUGAGAAGUAGAGCGAAGCGUUUGUACUGCUGUACGCGUCUCUGCGAGAGCGAAGAAGAAGCAGAGAAGAAGAAAGAGAGAUGGACUGGCAUGGCGACUUGAGGAGCUUCAGUAACGUCUCUUUCCCUGAAUCUUCCAUCGGCUUUCUCAACCCCAGCUUCGCCCAAUACCCUGUAGGUAUGGAGCUGAAGCACCACCACCACCACCACCCCCCGCCGCUGUCCUCCUCGAUGGCUGAGGCCCACAACGACGUGGUGGUUGCAGCGUCGAUGGACAAGAAGAAGAAGCUGACGAGCGAGCAGCUGGAGAUGCUGGAGAGGAGCUUCCAGGAGGAGAUAAAGCUGGACCCGGACAGGAAGAUGCGGCUGUCGCGCGAGCUUGGGCUCCAGCCCCGCCAGAUCACCAUCUGGUUCCAGAACCGCCGGGCCCGGUGGAAGACGAAGCAGCUGGAGCGCCUCUACGACGCCCUCAAGCUGGAGUUUGACGCCGUCUCGAGGGAGAAGCUCAGGCUUCAAGAGGAGGUCUCAAGAUUGAAAGCCAUGGUGAGCGACAUCCAAGCGGCCAAGAAGAAGCAAGUCUCCACCGGCUACACUGACAUCUCCGGUGACGAGACGGUGGAGAGCGCUCGCUACUCCGGUGACAUCCGCCACUGUAGCGACCUCACUCGGGGAGCAGGAGGAGGAGGAGGAGUGACGCCGACGCCCUCGACCACUCAGCACCACCCGCUCGCAGGCUCGAGCUAUCAACUGUUCACCCUCCAAGACUACGAGUCCAACUCCUACUGGGGCGUCCUGCCCUCAUCAUACCCAUGAUGAGAACUGAGAAAAAGAACACCUGUAACUUCUGACUUCCAAACUUGAUGAGUGUUUAAUUAAAAGCUUUAUAGGGUUUAUGUUAGGGACUGAUCAUGGUAGUGUUUAGGAAGUAGAGGAAGUGUCCCUUCUUGCUGGUGACCUUUUGUUGAACUACAUAGACUUUCUGAGCUAGUCAAAAACCUUUUAAUUGAGCUUUUCUAUAUAGCCUUGGUGUGAAGGUUUCUUU